This is a messenger RNA of Globicephala melas (long-finned pilot whale), 3208 nucleotides long. RefSeq names its product alanyl-tRNA editing protein Aarsd1. The record is from RefSeq and is a predicted model, not a curated record. Gene Ontology annotation, molecular function: alanine-tRNA ligase activity; ATP binding; Ser-tRNA(Ala) deacylase activity. Gene Ontology annotation, biological process: alanyl-tRNA aminoacylation; regulation of translational fidelity. NCBI's taxonomy places the organism in Eukaryota, Metazoa, Chordata, Mammalia, Artiodactyla, Delphinidae.
UUUUUUUUUUUUUUUUUAAUUGAGCGCCUGCUGUGUGUCGGACACUGAGUGUGCUAAGCAUUGGAGAAACAGGAGAAUGAAGUCGGGACAAGCCCUUCCAUGUGUAUCGACCUCUAAUCCCGGCGGGCGGGUCGUCUAUUCCUAACGUGUGUAUUUCUGGAGACCCCAAGAUGUGAAGGGCUGCAGGGACUAUCCUCUCCCAGAGUCUCUUCGGAGUGCGGAUCCCUUGGCUUAGGCCACGUUCCCACUUCUUCUAAACCCUUUCCCCAACCAUGUAAGGAGAGGCAGCUGCUGGGGGCGUCCCCAGGAUCUAAAGAUAGCGGCCCCUGCCUCGGAUUCCAAACGCCUCGGGGCAGCGGGAGCCGCCAUGGCACGGCAGCAUGCUCGGACCCUGUGGUACGACAGGCCCAAGUAUGUGUUCAUGGAGUUUUGUGUUGAGGACAGCACCGAUGUCCAUGUGCUCAUCGAAGACCACCGCAUUGUGUUCAGCUGCAAGAAUGCCGAUGGAAUGGAGUUUUAUAAUGAGAUUGAGUUCUAUGCCAAGGUGAACUGCAAGGACUCACGAGAUAAGCGCUCUGGCCGCUCCAUUACUUGCUUUGUGAGGAAAUGGAAGGAGAAGGUGGCCUGGCCCCGACUCACUAAGGAGGAUAUCAAGCCAGUGUGGUUGUCUGUGGAUUUUGAUAACUGGAGAGACUGGGAAGGGGAUGAAGAAGUGGAGCUGGCUCAGGUGGACCAUUACGCAGAGCUUUUGGAGAAGGUCAGGACCAAGAGGCCUCCCCCUGCAAUGGACGACCUGGAUAGACGCGCCCGGAAUGAAGAUUGUCCCGCUUCGCUCUCCGUCCGGCGCCAGGCGUUUCUGUGUGCAAGGUUACCGGCGUACUGGGAGACAGCAGCGAUGGCGUUCCAGUGUCAGCGGGACAGCUACGCCAGGGAGUUCACCACCACCGUGGUCUCCUGCAGUCCCGCGGAGCUGCAGACCGAAGGAAGCAACGGCAAGAAGGAAGUGCUGAGCGGUUUCCACGUGGUGCUAGAAGACACGCUGCUUUUCCCCGAGGGCGGGGGACAGCCUGAUGACCGUGGUACAAUCAAUGACAUCUCUGUGCUGAGAGUGACCCGCCGGGGCGCCCAGGCUGAUCAUUUCACCCAGACACCUCUGACCCCUGGGACUGAGGUACAGGUCCGGGUGGACUGGGAACGGAGGUUUGACCACAUGCAGCAGCAUUCAGGGCAGCAUCUCAUCACUGCGGUUGCUGAUCAUCUGUUUGGGCUGAAGACAACAUCAUGGGAGUUAGGGCGACUCCGGAGUGUCAUCGAGCUGGACAGCCCUUCUGUGACUGCGGAGCAAGUAGCUGCCAUUGAGCAGAGUGUCAAUGAAAAAAUCAGAGAGCGGCUGCCUGUGUAUGUGCGAGAACUGAGCCUGGAUGAUCCCGGUGUGGAGCAGGUGAGGGGCCGGGGUUUGCCGGAUGAUCAUGCUGGGCCUAUUCGAGUUGUCACCAUCAAGAGCGUUGAUUCCAACAUGUGCUGUGGGACCCACGUGAGCAAUCUCAGUGACCUUCAGGUCAUUAAAAUCCUGGGCUCUGAGAAGGGGAAAAAGAACAAAACCAACGUGACCUUUCUGGCUGGGAACCGGGUGCUGAAGUGGAUGGAGAAGAGUCACAGCACUGAGAAAGCACUGACAGCUCUGCUGAAGUGUGGAGCAGAGGAUCAUGUGGAAGCAGUGAAAAAGCUACAGAACUCCAACAAGCUCCUGCAGAAGAGCAACCUGAAUCUGCUCAGAGACCUGGCUGUGCACGUUGCCCACAGCCUCAGGAACAGCCCAGACUGGGGAGGUGUGGUCACAUUACACAGGAAGGAGGGUGAUUCUGAGUUCAUGAAUAUCAUCGCCAACGAGAUUGGGUCAGAGGAGACCCUCCUGUUCCUAACUGUGGGCGAAGAGAAAGGUGCUGGACUCUUCUUACUGGCAGGGCCAGCUGAGGCUGUGGAGACCCUGGCGCCCAGGGUGGCUGAGGUGCUAGAAGGCAAGGGAGCGGGGAAGAAAGGCCGCUUUCAGGGCAAGGCCGCCAAGAUGAGCCGUCGGGCAGAGGUGCAGGCGCUUCUCCAGGACUACGUCAGCACGCAGAGUGCAGAAGAGUGAGGGCUCGGGUGCCUCCCUGGUUGUCCGUUGACAGCCGGCCUCCUGUGACCACAGAAGGAGUCUCUUGGACGAUAAAAUAGUUUGACUUGAAAUGAUUGUGGUACCAUGUGUAUUUACAUGAUGGAUUUGAAUUUAUACAGUAUAUUCCAGUGUGCUUAUGUGAUCAGUGUCUUUGUGAAUAAACAGCUUUAUUUUUUAACAUUUAUUUUAUUGAAGUAUAGUUGAUAUAUACAAUGUUGUGUUAAUUUCUGCUGUACAGUAGAGUGAUUCAGCUACAUAUGUUCUUUUUCAUAAUUUUUCCAUUAUGGUUUAUCACAAGAUAUUGAAUAUAGUUCCCUGUGCUAUACAGUAGGACCUUGUUGUUUAUCCAUUCUAUAUAUAAUAGUUUGCAUCUGCUAAUCCCAAACUCCCAGUCCAUCCCUACCUACCCCCCACCCCCACCCCUACUAUGGCAUCCACAAGUCUGUUCUCUCUGUUUGUGAGUCUUAAACAGCUUUCUAAUUCAGCUCCUGUUAGGCACACCCUAUCCGUGAGUGUUAUGUUGAUGAACUGUAGUAAUUUAUCUAAACCCAGCUGCAGUCUUUCUUCAUGUAGAAAUGCAGCUGCCUAAGGAGAUGUGAGUCAGACCAGAGGCUUGGCUUAGGGCUUAGACUCACGUCUCCUUGUUUUCUCUUAUUUUUUCCUUAUUUCUUUUCCUAGUCUUGUGUUUCAGAAUUAAAAGGUAUCAAUGACUUUGUAAAUAGGUCAAGAGGGCACGAAAAUAUAUAGUUGAAAGAUGUUCCAAGUCUGCUAUUGAGGCAGGAAAAGGAUGGAAAAAGAUACCAGGCAAGACUAACCCAGAGAAAGCUGGGGGCAUUAUUAAUAUGAGGUAAAUGAGACUUUAAGGCUGUAACACUUUAAGAAUCAUUAUUGGCUCUGCCCCCCCAGAAAAAAAAAAAAAAGGAAUUCCCUGGCGGUCCAGUGGUUAGGACUCGGUGCUUUCACUGCUGUGGCCUGGGUUCAAUCCCUGGUGGGGGAAGUAAGAUCCCGCAAGCUGCACAGCAUGGCCAAAAAAAAAAAAAAAAGAAUCAUUAU